GCAGGUUCAUUAAUUUCUGCUUCACUGACACUCAUAAUGAGUUACAUCAAUAGCGGGUAUUUUCUUUGCAACCUAAUUCCGACACCGAACAAUCUCAAGUAGCAAUUAAGAGGCUAAGCUUUCGUCAAGUAUUUUCAUGUGUUACUAGUACGUAGUACUGAAUAUUUAACUUGAAAAUAUGGACGACUUUUCAUCCUUCACCACUAGUAGUACCAAUGAUGACUUCGUGUUUGAAAGCUACCCCCAGCGAAUCGUCAUCGCCUCCAUCCUCUGUCUCGUCACCGUCGUCGGCAUCGUUGGGAAUAGCCACGUCGUGCUCGCCGUGCUCCUCUGCCAAAAGUUGAGAUCUUCCACCAACUGGCUGGUGGUCAACCUCGGUAUGGCCGACCUCAUCACCUGUCUCUUUCUUCCCUUCAACGUCGUGGCGAUGCUGAGCAAGAAUGGAUGGCCCAUCGCCGAAUGGAUCUGCGCAAUGACCGGAGGCGUCACGCUGACCUGCCUGGGAACCAGCAUCAUCAGCCUUGCUCUAAUCGCUCACAAUAGGUGGGUCCUCCUCACCAGGCCUCGAUACACAUUCUACAGUAUCUAUUCCAGGCGCAACAUUGUUGCCAUGGUGAUAUUAUCAUGGAUGUACCCAUUAUUGCUUGUCAUAGUCCCACCGAUGGCAGGACUCGGGAAGUUGGGAUAUUCAGAAAACUACAAGACGUGUCAGCAGGACACCUCCUUGUCGAACUCGGACUACUACAGCCUCAUAGCAGCGGUAGGCGUCAUCGUCCCGGCAUCUAUCAUCAUCGUUGUCAUGUACGUGCUCAUCUACCGAUCCGUUUCGCGUCAUAACAAAGCUAUGGGGAAAAGAUUGGCCGAGUCGAGGGAAGCCGGGACUUCUAGUUUUGACCGAACCAGUCUUGAUAUGAGCACGAGCUGGACAGAAUCCCGGGAUCGGCAGAGGAGUGUAGUCACGGAUGGCUCGAGAGCAACUUCUGGAGUUGGUAUGCGACCUACACUUCCAAACAGCCGGAACAUGGAUGGUGCACCUACCUUGACAGGUCCAGUCAACCUUGCACCAUCGAAUGACGAGGGUGGUGAAAGUCAACAUAACAUUUCGCAUGUUCCAGAAACAACUAGGCCAUGCAGUGAAGUCUUUGAACCUGGAGUACUUGCCCUGGGUGAAAUAGAGCUGUCUAAUGUGAAUUCCCAAGCUGAGAAUACAGUAUCAAUAAACGACCAUCGCAUUAGCCAAGAGAACCUAGAAAACUCGUCGACAUCAUCCAAUCACAGAAGGGCUCCCCAGGCAUCCACUCAUGGCGCCAAGGGCUCGACUAAAAGCGCGCCAAAGAUUUCGCGCCACCAUAUCAACGUCACCAAACGUCUGUCCUUGGUGGUGCUUUCUUUCUUCAUCUGUUUCCUCCCAUUCGGGAUCUGCGUGAUGGUGCCUACCAGCGACCCAGCUGUUCCUUGGGCAAACCUUCUGAUCAUGUUCAACACUUGUAUCAACCCCAUCCUCUAUGCGGGAACUAUGCCGAUGUUCCGGGAGGUGAUGGGAUGUAUAGCACGGUGCAGGUUCCAGAGCAUCCCGGAGCCCGUCGAUCUUGUACGGUUCUGCCGUGGACCUACAUAG
Molecule: messenger RNA, 1618 nt
Organism: Strongylocentrotus purpuratus (purple sea urchin)
Lineage: Eukaryota; Metazoa; Echinodermata; Echinoidea; Camarodonta; Strongylocentrotidae
Product: probable G-protein coupled receptor No9
Exons: 1
Coding region: 179-1618 (479 amino acids)
Biological process (GO): G protein-coupled receptor signaling pathway
Cellular component (GO): membrane
Molecular function (GO): G protein-coupled receptor activity
Source: RefSeq, a predicted model, not a curated record